Messenger RNA from Exophiala dermatitidis NIH/UT8656, 2418 nucleotides. RefSeq lists its product as uncharacterized. The transcript has a single exon. Lineage: Eukaryota; Fungi; Ascomycota; Eurotiomycetes; Chaetothyriales; Herpotrichiellaceae. The record is from RefSeq and is a predicted model, not a curated record. Bases 1 to 2418 code for a protein of 805 amino acids.
AUGUCCACGGACAACAACAACAUCCAAACCCCCAACGCAACAAUCAUGUCGACAGCCAACACCAACCCACAACUUCCAACCCCGGACUCAUCGCCAAUCACAGUCACUAUGGCCGCCAACACCUCUACUGACGUUAGUGGCACACCAUCAGCCCUUGAGAGACUCGCACUGUUCCAAUACGUCACCAACGUUCGCAACUACACAGUCACAGAAAUUAUCAACAAACUACCAGGCAACCCAACCGACCUAGCCGAACUACCUGAGAUGAUCACAACCGGUGACUAUCGAUACAUCAACAACAUGAGACUGGUCCUACGAUACCUCAAGCGUGUUGCCAAACAAUGCAAACGCCAACAGAACACCGCAGCCUGUGCCAUCCUGGAACAAUAUCGCGAAACAGUCAAAUUCUGCCAUGACAUGGAAGAACGUCAUGCCCAACGACUCCUGCAUCUUGAUGAUGAGGACACAGCCUAUCUCAACAAGGACACAAACUCUGGAUCAGAUGAUCAAGAUACACCACCGAGAAGCCCUAGUUCCAGCUCCAGUUUCACAGCCUGGGAGGAACCAGAACCAGAAGAACCAGAACCUGCAACUCCAACCCCAAGCAAAGUCAUUUCCGUUGUUGACACAGCCAAUACAGACCAAGUGCCAACCGCAGAUAACAAGUCGACUGCCAGUGAGCCUGUUGUUGGAACCCCAGUACAACACUGGACCAACGACACCGACCCUGACACUGAGCCCAAGUCAGAUGCCGCUGAAGACUAUGCCCCUGACUCCGUGGAGGGUCCAGCAACAAAGAAGGUUGGAAAGAAGACCGCCUCUACGGUUAUAACUGCGCCAAAGCCCAGAAAUACCAAGAAGUCCAAGAAGCACAACAAACCCAAGAAAUCCCCUAAGUCCAAGAAGGGACUUACUACCAACAACCAUGCAGUCGAGGAACACGCCAGCGACAAACCAACUCCAGAAAAGAACUUCAAGGUUGCAAAUGUCACUACUGACAGUGAACCGGAGAAGGUUACUGGUGACACAUGGUCUGAAUACGACUAUGAUUUCGACUACCCUUUGGAGGACUCCACUGCCAACAAGGAGCUUCAGACUGAGGAUGACAGUGACUACGAAGUAGUCCUUUUUAUUCCACCGGAAGGAGAGGCCCAUGCCUACCUUGAGCGGAUAAAAAAGACCAAAUUGUCCAAAGUCCAUGGUGAAGACCACUCUGCCCGACAAGAUGACAACGACAAUGCAGUCCAGUCGGUAAGCCAAGCAGAGAUCGAGUGCGACAAAGAAGAAGAACAAGAGACUACGAUCCUGACCGAUCCUGACACUGACAAGUCGGGAGAAGAGGAUAACGACAAACACCUCCCGCUUGACAAUGACACCUCUCCUGCUACAAAAGCAGCGUGGAACUGUACCGCGACUAAUCAGCUGAGUCGGAUGUUUGAGCUUCUUAGCAUUGCCAGUGCAAAUGAACAGGACAGACAGCAACAGGAAGCGGAAGUUUCUGAUCUGAGUCCUGUUGAAGAAGCAGAUGAACACCAGGAACAAGAAGUCUCUACUCUUGAACCUAUUGAAGAAGAAAACGAAGCAGAGAUUGAUGUUGAGGAAGAAACCACCACGAUCCUGACUGAUCCCGAGCCAGAGACUGAGAAGGUUGAAGACGAUAAGGACGCCGACCUGGUUGAUGACACCACAUCUUCUCCAAAACGACAGUUUUCUGAGACUGAUCGACUGAGUCGGAUGUUUGAGCUUCUUAGCAUUGCCAGCGCAAAUGAACAACUGAGACUGGAAGAGGAAGCUGAAGUUUCUGAUCCUGAAGAACAGGACUCUGCUCCAGUCGAAGAAUUGACCUCUAUUCCUGAAGAAGUGGCCUCUACUCCUGAAGAACCUGCCUCUGUUCCUGAAGAGCCGGUCUAUGCUCCUAUCAACGAACUGGACCAGGACGAAAUCGCUCGAAUUCACGCCCCAAACACCAAAGAGUGUGAUGACUUGAGCCAUGUAUUCCUAUUCCCUCGAGAAGAUGGACCAACACCAACUGUCGAAGAAACAUCCGAAUGGGAAGCAGACAAAAAAGAAAUCUUCGAAUGUGACAAAGUCGAAGCCACCUCCGAAGUUGACGAACUCAACGACAAUGGUGAACCAGAACCGAACAAAGAACCCACCGCAGAAGAAUGUUCCAAUGACAACCCAGACAAGACCACAGCUGCUGCAGGACUCCAUGCGCCAAACACCAAAGAAUACAAUGACUUGACUCACGUCUUCUUGUUUCCAAGAGAAGAUGGGAAUGCUGAACUUGAAGCUGCACUUGCAAAGUCUACGGAAUCCAACGAAGAAACAACUCAGAAAGACAUUUUGGACGAGCAAACACCAUCCACACCAUCAUUGGGUACUACUUCUUUCAACGACAACGAAGCCAUUGUUUAG